AUGUGGGCGAGGCGUUUGGGCGUGCCGCACUUGUGGCCAUCGCGCGUCAAGGUUUUCUUUCUGGCCAUCCUGACGUCUGUGAUCAAUUUUAGUGUUUUCCAGUAUUUGCACAAUGCCAAUGUCGCGUACCUCAACUUGUCCUCUCCAGCUUCAGAAGAGAUUGUCUGCAAAUUGCCGCGGGAGGAGUGUGCCAGCAACCCUGACCCAGCCAGCUGCACCGUGGAUCUGGAAGACCGCCGCUUUUGGAGAGGUCUGAACUUGACCACUCCAUGUCCGAAAUUGCCAGACUCCUUGAAAGGGGAGACCUGCCGAAAUCCAUGGUUGCCACUGCGCGCGGUGUCUGGAGAUUUGGGUAGUUUGCAUACGGUGAAUGUGAGUGUGCAUCCUUUCCGGCUGUGGAGCAUACUCUUCUUGAUCCUCACAUCCUUGCUGACGUUGUCCAUCCUCAUCCAUGACCUUGCAUUGCUUGAGGAAGACCAGCGACCAUUUAUUCUGUCUAUUCCAAACAUGAAGUAUGCCACUCCCUGCUUAUGGGAUUGCUUGACAUGUGUCCGUGGCCGACUUCGGGCGCCCUACAUGUGGUCCCAGAACCGCUGCUUCCUCGCAGUGCUGGUGAUGUUAUGGUCGCUGCUUCAAGCCGUGGCCUUCAUGGCGGUCUUGUAUCCAUUUUCACUACUGGUGUGCAUUUAUGCCCCCGUGAAGAUGUCGCGAAUCAUGGUCUUUUUGUCCUCAAUCCUGUGUAUCUUGUGGUCGGUGGUCUUCAUGGUCACCACAGCCCUGGUGGACACGCAGCCGUAUGCAGUGCUUUGGGGCCUCUCAGAGUCUUCUGUCAGCUGUCUUUGCCUCUGCCAGUUCCCUUUGAGCAGGCCCGUGGUUCUGCGCGUCUUGGUCCUCGGCACCGGUGUGUGUUGGCACUCCAUCAACCUUACACUGCGUGCCCUCAAGGGGCUCCGAAGAGCACAGUGGGCCAACAUGUUCAGUGUGCUUUAUGCUGUUCCAGUCGAGGCGUUCCCUGUAGUCUGGGAGAGACCUGAGGAGGCUGGCGGCGGGCCUAUCCGUUGGAGAAAGGAUGGUGAGGCUGUGCAGUCAGAGCCCGCUUUCGAUCCCUUUUGCCUGAUGGACGAGCAACCCGAGAGUGCUUGGACCCGUGCCAUCAUUGCACCUGUGCCAGUCAAGGAUGACUCGCGUUUGACAGUUUGGGAGCCUUACUUGGGCACGCUGGAUAUGGAAAUUGGUUGGUGUGGAUUUCCGCGCCCAGUUGGUGGGGCCUGGGAAAAAGACUGCUCUGAUUACGAGAGCGACAAGCUGAAUGUCACGGACGUGGAGCCUGAACCCGCCCAGCCAGAGUUGCAGAUCAGCAUCUCCAACGGCAGCGACGGCCUCAACGGCCAACAUGGCAGCCAACAUGGAAGCCAGAAUGGCAAGCAAGGCCAAUGGUCCAGGAAGGUCAAGCCGAGACCUCCUCCGAUGCAACACUUGCAGUUGGACACCGAAGGGGGCGAGGGCAGUGAGGAUGAUCAGCUGCAGGCGCUUCGAGACAUGGAGGCACCUCAGAGCAGGACCAACUCGUCCUCGAAUAUGUACCACCGGCGCCUGUCAGAUGCACAGGGGAUCUUCCACACUGAAGACAAGCGACCGCCAACACCAGCCCGCCUGGGUUCCGCUGGAUCAUCGAGACAGCACAGUCCAACGGAUCAAGGCGCGCCAAACUGGGCCACUGCCAACAUCUUUGGGCGCAGACUUUCAACACCUGUGGGUCAAGCAGCUGAUACCAACAUUCUUGACGGCUCCAAUACGGAGGCUUCAGCUCAGGACGAUCGUCCAUUUCUGGUGUGAGGGAUCCCUUGGAGCCACCAAAGAUUUGUGAUGCUCCAAGGCCCUAGGGCAAGUCGGAGAGGCUUUUCAGAGAACGAAACUUGUUUUUUUC
Messenger RNA from Cladocopium goreaui, 1927 nucleotides. The record is from the annotation of a GenBank genome assembly. Lineage: Eukaryota; Dinophyceae; Suessiales; Symbiodiniaceae.